Symbiodinium necroappetens is the source of this 681-nucleotide messenger RNA. The record is from the annotation of a GenBank genome assembly. Lineage: Eukaryota; Dinophyceae; Suessiales; Symbiodiniaceae.
GACAACCCACCUGGCCAUGAGGAGCCCGUGGUGAUGUUGAAAGAGGGUGGCGGAUUGUGCCGACGAUGCUACUACAUCAAGCGAGGAUCGUUGGCCAACAUGCGUCUGUCCGAGUUGGUGCAGAACCUGCAAACCAACGACUCCUUUAAGGACAAGUUCGCACGGAUGCGGGAGUCUGCCACGCAGUUCAGCAUACUGCAUCCAACUCGCAAGUGGAGGCACGAGAAACCUGAUCUCAAGGUUCUCUUGGAGCGCAAGGACGAGGAGUAUGUGGACGUUUCAGAGAUCUACAAGUGGCAGUCUUUGAAAAAGUUCACUGACACAAACUACCCGAGCGAGAAGUUCAAGAACGAUGCACAACGACGGGCGUUUUGCGUCCGUAUGGGCGUGAAGCUCCAGGUGGACGACCGUGGAGUCGAGGGAGUUGCAAUGCCAAAGAAUGGCGCAAAACCUCAAAUAGAGCUGGUUUGGUGGCACUUCUCAGUUCCGACCGACGUUCCGUAUCAUGCUGUGCUUAGCAGCGAAGACGAGGAAAAGGAGAUCAAGAUCGGGCGUCGCAUCAGCAGUGGAAAAAUCAGACAAGAGGACCUGGGAGACGGCAGCGAGUACACCAGGGACGAGAUCGCGGCUCUUCGAGCCAAGAAUGCAAAAGGGAUGGCCAUGAAUCUCAACUCGAAGGAC